GACUAAUGAAUUAAAAAUCUUGGGCUCGCCACAAUUUGCUGCUUGAUAAUGCCUGUGACAGAAGGAUUUUUUCCUCCCUGAAGCGUGACAGCAUCAGGACCUCUCGUCCCUCGCAAGGAGAGGAAGGGAAAGCAGAAUUGUGGAGAAAAGCGGAAAAGGGUGAUCUUUUGGGACAGCAAAGCCUAUGGGAAGUGCAGGUAGCAGCAUGUUGCCCUGACAGCUGUCUCAGCUUCUCAGACCUUGUCAGUUUGUUGCUAUGCAGCAGGUGCAGCCUUUUCUUUUAUUGAAGCUUUACUCCAUAAAGGCAACAACAAGCCAAGGCAGUGGCUGGCCCUGGAUUAUACAAGUGCAGACGCUCCACUAAGUGAGGGUUUCAUCUCAGUAAAACAACUUUUGGGAGCUGGCGGUCUCAGAAGCAAGACUGAGGACUGAAUAAGGUCCCAAUCCAGGAGUCAAACCCAUGCAGACAGAUCCCCACACCUGCACAGAGUUCCACUGAAGAAUCACCACCAAGCUGGAACAAACAAGUAAAAGCAUUGACUCAAGUGCCCACAUGAUCACCACCGCCAGGGUACCUGCUGAUAAGCCAGUACGAAUUGCCUUCAGCCUGAAUGACUCCCCAGAUGAUGCUUCCUCUGAAAACUCCUUCCCUUUGGCAUUUCCAGAACUAGAUCAGCAGCUUCAGCCACUGCCUCCUUGUCAUGACUCUAAGGAAUCUAUGCAGGUGUAUAAACAACACUGCAAAAUAGCAGAAGAGUACCAUGAGGUCAAGAAAGAAAUUGCUCUGCUGGAAGAAAGAAAAAAGGAGCUGAUUGCCAGGCUGGAGCAAGUGGAAAAAGAAAGCAUGGAUGCUGCUCAGCUGGCUAAAGAGUAUGCAGAACUGACAGAGGAGAACCGAACACUGAAGCUGGCCCAGACACAGUGUGUAGAGCAACUGGAAAAGCUCAGAAUACAGUACCAAAAAAGACAGGGGUCCUCGUAACUCUCAACUAGCUUAUCUGAGAUAGUUAAUACAGAAUUGGUCCUGUGCUGGAAAGAUAUUUUAAAAUAAAGGUCUGUUUAAUAUGUUACAAUACUUUACUACAGAUACAGAGUAUGCAGAAGUCUAUAUUUGAUUUAAUGCUUGCCAGCCAGUAGCUUAAUAUAAUGGAUAUUUCAUCCAUUAUAUAAUGGAUAUUUUAUUUCAAGUAACAUAAUUGAAGUUAACCUAUCCCCAUUAUAUGUUCUAGUAGAUCAGGUUUCUUUUCUAAACAUAUUUCUUCCAAUUUAAGAAGAUAUGGACACACUAGAAAAUGAUAUAAAUAGUCUCUGUGUUGGGAAUUUGGACCAUACUAAGGCAUAGAGCAGGGACAAUGGUAAUAUAUGGAAUACAUUUACGUUAAUUUUAGUUUGGUUGAAGAUUUUUCUAAUCAUUUUCCUCAUGCCUAAAGUGUUUGGAAGUUAUCUUAAAGUGGAUCUCCUCAGGGAUAAGAGCUAUACUUUAUUAUCCCGUGUCAACUUUUUACUGCUGCACAUUGAAAACUGAAGUAACAUAGUUAUUUUUUAAUCAAACGAGUGUACUGCCAGUAAUAAUUUGCAAGUUAUGAAAUUAAAAGGAAACAGAUGGGAUGAAACUUUCCUUCCUUAAGCAUAAAGAUAGCUUGAGAGUAUUUUUAUUGUACUAUUUGGCAUGCAAGAAAUGAAAAAUUAAUACAUGAAACUACCAUCAUAGUUUCAACUGAGAAUAUGUCAGUAAAAGUACAGUGAGGAUAUUUUGCUCUUAUUUUCCGGUCUGUUUGAAACAUAAGUGACUGUAAGUACGGACAUGAGUUCUGUGAUAUAUGAAUAACCUGGAAGUAAAAUGUUAGUUGUACUUGCUCUAUUUAUCCCUGUAUUUUCCUAGAUCAACAGAAAAUUCUUUGUUAUACUUCCAUUUCUAUUCAUACAGUAUUUUUUUCAUUAAAAG
Molecule: messenger RNA, 1945 nt
Organism: Chaetura pelagica (chimney swift)
Lineage: Eukaryota; Metazoa; Chordata; Aves; Apodiformes; Apodidae
Gene: MAP3K7CL
Product: MAP3K7 C-terminal like
Exons: 6
Coding region: 554-982 (142 amino acids)
Cellular component (GO): nucleus; cytosol
Source: RefSeq, a predicted model, not a curated record